AUGGAACCACAGCCAAAUCCAAGAGGGGACUUGUCACUUGCCACAAUCCAACCCAUCUCCUACUACUCCAAAUCUGAUCCGAGUCUGGCAGGCUUCAAGCACCAUCGCAUCACCUCAUACGCCGUUCCGUUCAAGAAAUCAAAGAAGCUCCAAUGCCAUGACUGGAUCUUUUCAACGGCCUCAAAUACCCAUGUCGCGAUAGACCGGGCCUCUUUCAAGACUUAUGUGUCCUUUACAUCAUACGUGCUCACUGUAUCUGAUCAGCGUCAAGUCGCAGUCCGGGGCAUUGGAUCAGUCGAAAUCAAGAUACGUCGAGCGGCUGGCAGCAAAGAAAUCCACACGAUCCAUCUGGACAAUGUUCUUCAUGUUCCGGAUUGGAUGUGCAACAUCUUCUCCGACAUUUUCUUUACGCCGGAUAAAGACUAUGAGCAUACCUGGACUCGAUUCGGUGUCAACUUUUCAAAGAAAGAGAAAGCCUACUCCAGACCAUGGGGAUAUACCGAAAACUUUUGCGGCCUUGAUCGUCUGGUUCUUUCCAAGCUUCCACAUGGUCGAAGCCCAAUGUUGGAGGAUCCUGAUCGCGAAAUUUUCUCCAUCAGCCUUAACUUUCCACAAAGCCAAAACGACAAAUGGAACAACGCACUUGCUGCUGAAGUGAAGAAAGAAGCAACCAGAUAUGAAAAAUCCCUAUCGAAGAAGCAGAAUUCCCCGAUCAAAGAGUCGGAGAAAGACAACACACCGUCAGAAGACGAGACGAUCAAGAAGAUUUCGCUGGAAGGAAAGUUGAAGAGGGUAAGGAGCAGCACUCUAACCGACGGAGUGAAGUGGAGAUUGAUGCCAGACAUUUCCAUUCUCUCGGCACAUAUGAGAAAUCAAUCGGCGAACAGCUUGAAUGAACUGGAGGGAGACUUUGACUUCCUGAAACGAGUAUCCAGCGUGAACUUUCGACCACAAAGCGUCCGAUAA
Messenger RNA from Exophiala aquamarina CBS 119918, 966 nucleotides. RefSeq lists its product as uncharacterized. Lineage: Eukaryota; Fungi; Ascomycota; Eurotiomycetes; Chaetothyriales; Herpotrichiellaceae. The record is from RefSeq and is a predicted model, not a curated record. The transcript has a single exon. Bases 1 to 966 code for a protein of 321 amino acids.